This is a messenger RNA of Planococcus citri (citrus mealybug), 2682 nucleotides long. RefSeq names its product spermatogenesis-associated protein 20-like. The transcript has 12 exons. NCBI's taxonomy places the organism in Eukaryota, Metazoa, Arthropoda, Insecta, Hemiptera, Pseudococcidae. The record is from RefSeq and is a predicted model, not a curated record. Gene Ontology annotation, biological process: carbohydrate metabolic process. The coding region runs from base 256 to 2589 and encodes 777 amino acids.
UACUUUCAGUACGAAUGCCAUCUUAUUUUGAUGAUAAUUACAAUAAUAUUCGGGUACUUUAUAUUUGAUAUCGUCUCGUAGGAAAUUAUCUUCUUCGUUCGACUCGGGAGGCACCGGCGUAUUUGUUUUAUCAACUUUUAAAUUUUCCAAUUUAUCGUUUAGUUCGGUAAUCAAAGUGGUAGUUUGUGCGAGUUUAUCGUUACUGCGAUCGUUAGGUUUGGAUUUCCUUUUAAUCGGUAUUUCAACUUUUAGAAUAUGCGUAUCCGAACAAAACUUGGCAGAACUACGAUCUUCGUCCACUUCGUAAGCCAAAGUAUCUUAUUUCAACUUGCCUUGAUCAGUUCCAAGCAGAGAUUUUGUUCGGUUAUGGCUGCUUCGACGAAUUCGUCUACUUAUACCAAUCAAUUGAUCCACGAACGAUCGCCGUACUUGCUUCAACAUGCUAGGAAUCCAGUUAACUGGUAUCCAUGGGGUAACGAAGCCAUCGAGAAAGCGAAAAAUGAAAACAAGAUCAUAUUCCUUUCAGUGGGAUAUUCCACCUGUCACUGGUGUCAUGUUAUGGAGAAAGAAUCAUUUGAAAACGAAUCAGUGGCUAAAAUAAUGAACGAGCAUUUCGUUAAUAUCAAAGUUGAUCGUGAAGAAAGACCGGAUAUCGAUAAACUAUACAUGACGUUUAUUCAGUUGACAUCUGAUAGCGGUGGAUGGCCCAUGAGUGUAUUUCUGACCCCAAAUCUACAUCCGAUUGCCGGAGGAACGUAUUUCCCUCCUGAGGAUAAGUACGGUAGACGUGGAUUCAAGUCUAUUCUACAAGAUGUCGCUAAACAAUGGAGAGAUGAUCCUGAAAAACUGAGCGCUACCGGACAAAAAGUAAUCUCGAUGUUGGAAAAAGCUAACACCUUCGAAGUAGGAAUCGUCGCUGAAUUGACCAAAGGUGCAGUUCCGGAGGAAAGUUGUAUUAAACUGUGCUAUAAACAGCUCUCUGAUCGAUUCGAUCGUACAUUCGGAGGUUUUGAUUUCGCGCCUAAAUUUCCUCAGCCUUGUAAUCUCUCGUUCUUGUUUUAUUUUUACGCCCAAAAUCCCAGCGGUAAUGAAAACAAGCUGGCUUUAUCUAUGGCUCUGAAAACACUCGAGAUGAUGGCUAAAGGAGGUAUUCACGAUCACAUCGGACAAGGGUUCGCUCGAUACUCGACUGAUGAAAAAUGGCACGUUCCACAUUUCGAAAAAAUGCUCUACGAUCAAGGUCAAUUAGCUGUGGCAUAUUCGAUAGCUUAUAUGAUUACCGAAAGACCGCUGUUUAGGGAUGUUUUAAUUGAUAUUUUGGCUUACGUUGAUCGUGAUUUGAGUUUCAAGGAAGGUGGUUUCUACAGCGCAGAAGAUGCCGACUCGUUGCCUUCCGAAGGAGCUAAAUAUAAAAAAGAAGGUGCUUUUUACGUUUGGACUUACGAAGAAAUAGAAAGUUUAUUGUCGCAGCCUUUGAAAGAUAAUGAUACUGUUUUACUCAGCGAUGUAUUCAUAGAUUACUAUAACGUCAAGAAAACCGGAAACGUCGAUCCUCAAGGAGACCCACACGGUGAAUUAUUAGAUCAAAAUGUUCUGAUAGUUUUCGGUAGCGAGAAAAAUACCGCUGAAAAAUUCAACCUGAGCGAAGAUCAGCUUAAAAGUGAAUUGGAAACAGCCAGAAAAAUAUUAUUCGUUGAACGAAAUAAACGACCUAGACCUCACCUAGAUUCUAAAAUUAUCACUUCGUGGAAUGGUCUCAUGUUAUCCGGAUAUGCGAUAGCCGCUCAAGCAUUACGAAAUGAUGAUUACAAAGACAGGGCUAUCAAAUCGGCUGAGUUCAUCAAGAAGUAUUUAUGGAACGAAACUAGCCAAGAACUUUUACAUUGUUGUUAUGUCGACGAUAAGAAAGAAAACGUGGUGCAAAUCCGGAAUCCAAUCCAUGGAUUUUUGAACGAUUACGCUUUCUUGAUACGUGGCCUUUUGGAUCUCUACGAUUGUACUUACGAUCCUCAAUGGAUCGAAUGGGGUAAUGCUUUGCAAGAGAAACAGAACCAGAUGUUUUGGGAUGCCAAACAUAAAGCUUAUAAUCUGAAUUUGCCUAACGACGAAACGGUUUUAUUAUCUUUGAAAGAUGAUCAUGACGGUGCUGAGCCAUCCGGAAAUUCAGUAACGUUACAGAAUCUCUUACGAUUGUCAACUUUAUUAGAUCGAAGUGAUUACUCAGAAAUAGCCGAACAGACGCUUUCAUCUUUCACUAGCAGAUUGACUCGUUUCCCUCUAUCACUUCCUGAAAUGGUUUACGGACUCAUGUUUCAUUACGAUUCUGCUACACAGAUUUUCGUCAUCGGUUCUAAAAAUGACGCCGUCACAAAAGACAUGUUAUCGGAAAUUCACAAACUCUACAUCCCUAAUCGUGUAUUAGCUGUGAUCGACGAUGAUAAAACCUCGGUGCUUUAUCGAAAAUCAGAAACCAUUCAAAGUAUCGUAGAUUCCAAACCUAGCAAAGUCAACGUACACGUUUGUAAAAAACGUGUCUGUUCCUUACCUGUUUACACAGUUGAAAGUUUAAAAACAAUGUUAACUAGUUAACUCUUGAACUGUGAUCGUUACUCUUUUUUUUUUUUAAUAAAUGAAAUUGUAUAAAAAUGUAAAAUUAAUAACAAAAUUUAUUCGUGUGUGAAA